AUGUCUGUGUCACAAAACUCCAUCUAUUCCCAGGGCUUCAACUUUGGGUCUUUCCUCGAGAAGGGGGUAGACCCACGCACUGGCCAAUACACCUGCUCCGUUGACCUUUAUCAAGCGCCUUCUGAGUCUCGCAACUGCCCACCAUUCAAGCUCUCACUCAACUACAGUCCACUAAGUACCGAGAAUGUCGGCUUAGGCAAGGGCUGGUCUCUCAACUUCUCGUCAUAUAGAGAUAAAACCCUCUGUCUCUACACCGGGGAGAGCUUCAAAGUCAUCGAGACAAGUCAGGAAUUCACCGUGGCAGAUCAAAAGCUGAAGAAUUUCCACGCCACGAAGGUUGAUAAUGACUAUCAAGUUGUGCAUAAAUCCGGCCUAGUCGAGAUUCUCUCGCAUUUCAAAGAUCUAUAUGACCGAUCCGUUCCUAUCGCACUGUACGCCCCUACCGGUCGCUCUCUGCAGUUUGAGUGGAAGCCUAAAGGAGUACAACCUCGGCUCCAAAAAAUCUGGGAUGGCAGCGAGUGUUUGCUAGAGAUUACGUAUGAUGAUGCUGAGGUGAAGGUCACUCGUGCACCAGAUGCUGCCGAGAGCAGUACGUUCACCCUGCUUCUGCGCGAUGAUCAGUUGACCGAGAUCCAUACCCCUUUGGACAACACGCGUCCCUGGACAUUUGCAUAUGCAUUUAUGAAUGGGUUCACCUGCCUGAACGAGAUUACCAGUCCAACAGGCCUUUACGAGAGGAUGAACUAUAAAGAAAACGGACACCGCCCGCCAACUAAAGCUCCUUAUCCACCAAUACCUUAUGUCAUUUCUCACUUGGUGGACCCGGGGAAGCAGCAGGCUCAAACCGAGACACAAUACAGCUACUCGGACUUUAAUUUUCUUGGUUAUGGCAGCAGCCACGACUGGAGCAGCGAUGGAGAUAACCUGUACCGGUCUGCGAGUAAUUACCAGUACACUUCGACUGUAAAAAUCGUGGGGGGGUCAAUUACGGAGUAUGUAUAUAACAAAUAUCAUCUCCCCGUGUCGAUCAAGGAGGAGAUGGGUACCAAGACAAAAACACAGACGUUCACAUAUUACGCUGACGUGUACGAUGGUUUCGAGAAGCAGAAAGAACAAUACCAACUACCGAAUGCUGUGACUACAAUCUACUGCGACGAUGCGACCGAGAAGUCUCGCGAGGAAACUAUCAGUUACGUCUUUGAUGAAUGGGGGAACCCCACUCAGGAAGUUCAAUCGAAUGGCAUCACAAUCGAUCGUACUUACUAUUCCCCAGAAGAGGAGAGGGAUCCUAUUACAAAAGAGGUUCUUUGUCCUAAGGACCCCCAUGGCUUCCAGCGGCAUCUCAGGCUAGAGACUGUGACCCCAGCGGCAAGCAAUUACUCCACACCGACACGCAGCCAGUAUUAUACGUAUCUUGAGGUUGAGACAGCCAUCAAUGCCAAAUCUAGCCGGUUCAUCGCAGUUAAGAAGCUAGUUAGUUUAGAAGAAUCAAAUAUCCUCAGCACCACCGAAUACCAGUACUUCAGUCAGCCAUCCACUAGGGACCACUGCCGAAUAAAGCGCCAAACGAGCUGGAUGUCGGACGAUCAUCCUUCAACACAGGAUUGGAGCUAUGAAUACCCCGUCAGUGAACAGAUAGAACAGACCAUAACCACAACUAGUUGGGAUAGUGUCACUAUUCAGGAAAAGACUGAUUAUUCCCUGUCUACCGGGUUCGUGUUAGCUCGCAAAGACCAAGCCGACGUCCGAGACCUGUUCGAGUACGACAAGCUCGGCCGUAUGAUCAAGGCCACCACCGCUGUCGGUAGCCUGCAGGAAAGCACACGCUGCCAUGAUUAUGCGCUCAAGGAGGACUCUGAAGCCUACUUGACGGUCACAGAUUCUAAAGGUGUGCGAACAUUAUACUACAUCGACGGCUUGGAGCGUGUUACCAGGGUGGAGAAGCAAGACGACGAUGUUUCCUGGAGCCCCGAAAAGGCUUACACGGGGACUUUUCGCCCGGUGCAGGAAAACACGUAUAACACCCUGGGCCAGUGCAUAGAAACCGUCGAGAUCGACUGGCUGCGAAGGAAAAAUACGUCUCCAGAAGAGCAACGUAGUGCUGAAACAAUGGAGUAUGAUGACUGGGGAGAGGUUUGGCGAACGACUGAUAGCGGUGGGAUGGUGACCAUUAGCCUCGAUGAUCCAGUCAGCUUGACACGAACCGAAGGCUUCGAGGGCGAAGGUCAGAAGAAGACAUACUUGAACCAUUUUGGCUCACCCGUCAAGACAGAGCUCUUGGACAAGGACGGAUUGGUGCACAGCCAGGUGGAGUAUUUCUACGAUGGUCUCGGCCGUCUGAUCGAAGAAGCAGAUGUAUAUGGCCGCGUCACGAAGUAUACACCUGACGCAUUUGACAGGAUCACUGAAACAACCUGGUCCAGUGGCCGUGUAAUUGCUGCUAAAUUUUCAGCCAAGAGUGCUGCGCUCCUACCUAUCUCUAUUACUACAAAUGGUCUCACCGUGGGAGAGCAAUCCUUUGAUGGACUGAAUCGAGUGACCAAGAGGACUGUUGGCACACGAACCACAGAUCAAAUCUAUGAAGGCAACUCUCCCGAGCCGACGCAGAUGAUCACGCAAAAGGGCGAGCGAACUAGCUUCACAUAUGACCCAAAAUUAGGCUACGCCCUCACGUCUCGUGCCGGCAAUGAAAGCGAAGAUAAAUAUCAGUAUGACGAGCGAACUGGGGCACCGGUACUUCUCGAAGGUACUCACAGUACGCACAACCUCGAGUAUCUUCCCUCAGGUCUCUUGGACAAAGAAACCAUUCGCAUUCAUGGAGAAGAUCUGUGUGCACAAUUUACCUGGUCCAUGGCCGGGAAGUUACAAGGCUACAUCGAUGUGCACAAACAAGCAUUUGAAGCCCAGUACGACACUGAUGGACGAGUCAAGCAAUUACUGCAAGGCACACUGAAGGCCUCUUUUACCUAUGGCAAGGCGAAUCGAGUGACACAGAUGCAGGUGCAGGAUGACCAGCGUGGUACUGGAUUAACGACUGAUUUGACACAUGAUGAGUUCGGUCGCGAAACCCAUAGAACAAUUCUGAAAGCGGGGAAGAAGCUCUACGAGCUGGUACAGUCUUAUAAUGAUGGCAGUCUACUUAGUGAGCGCCAUCAGCGUGACGGAGAUGACAAUGUGCUACGCUCUGAGACCUUUAAAUAUGAUGACCUUAACCGCCUUACUAAGUAUACAUGCGAGGGUAGUGAAGCGCCCAUUGACGAAAAAGGCCGCCGCGUUAAGUGCCAGAACUUCAAAUUUGAUGAAUUUGACAAUGUGUGCGAAGUGUCCACGACCUUUCAAGACGGGAGCCAAAACAUCGCCAAUUACGCACGCAACGAAACAGACCCUACUCAAUUGGCGGAGAUUACCAAUACCCACGCUAGCUCUGCUCCACAUGUCAAGCUAGCAUACGAUGACAAUGGCUGUUUAAUUCAAGACGAAGAAGGCCGGAAGUUGGACUACGACAGUAUGAGCCGGCUGAUUGCCGUCCGCGAUUCCGAUGAUAGUAACAAGAUCCUAAGUCAAUACGAGUAUGACGCCGUCGGACGGUUGCUCUGUCAGAGAAUCCCCGACCAGCCCGAUAUCUGGUUCUUUUACCGUGAGGACAAACUUGUUGCGGUCCAAUCGGGAGAACGUCAGGUUAGCUACCUAGCGGACGAUAACGGGUAUUUGGGACAGUUUGUCAAGGAAGGUGGGAACAUAUCAACCCAGGUUUUUGCUUUGGAUGGCCAACAGUCUGUACUAGCUUGGAUUGAUACCGACCAGCAUGAUAAGGUCAACUUGCAGCAGUACACGCCAUACGGCCUCGGUACCACAGGAUCGAGUAUUGGCUUCAACGGACAAUGGCGUGAUCCAAUCACUGGCUGGUAUCACUUGGGUAACGGGUAUCGCGUCUACAACCCGGUACUUAUGCGUUUCCAUCAGCCUGAUCCUUGGAGUCCUUUCACGUCGGGUGAAAUAAACCCGUACGCCUAUUGCUUAGGAGACCCGAUCAACCGCAUCGACCCCAGUGGGCAUUUCAGUUUGUUCGGCAUCAAAUUCGGUUGGAAGGAUUUGAUCACCGCCAUUGCAGGAAUAGCAGCCAGUGUUGUUCUUGGUGUUCUCACGGGUGGUGCGAGUCUAGCAGUUCAGAUUGGCUUGAGCGUCGCGGUUGGCGUUGUUACUGAGGUAGCAACCGGCAUGAUUGGAGACGCGUUAGACGGGAAUCAGAUCACCUGGAAGAGUGUCGGUAUGGAUGCCCUUGGGGGCGCCUUGGGUGGUCUUACCGGAAAGGCCGGUAAACAGGGCUUGAAGCAGGGAUUUAAGGUCGCUAAGACGGGGGUCAAAACCGCCCUUGGCCGUGCAGGCAAAGCGACAAUCACCAAGGCAGGCAAAGAGUCGGCGGAAAAGCUUACGAGAAAAGCCGCCAAGAAAAUCUUCGUGAAAGCUAGCAAGGCAAAGGAGGGCGCCAAAAGUUUAUUCAAAUCAGGAGGCUCGGAUGGUGAGCCAGAGCAAUUACCUUCUACAGCCAGAGACAGCAUUCGACCAGCUCUCAAAGAUGGUGAGUAUGCCUUUGGUGAUCUUACUGUGCAGCAGUCCACCAUGUCGUCUCUGUCCAGCUACGGCGCAGGGCAACCGCUAGCGGACAUGCUGAAUAGAGAUAACCGAUAUGGCUUUGGGUCAACGGGCCAAUCACAGGAUGGGCAAGAAGGAAGUGAUGCGUUGGGCUCAUUGGAGCAGGCAAGAAAUGUGUAUUCUUCUCUCAGAAGGACGAUAAGGGCACCCCAUCGGCCUUUCGGCUUACAGGGUCUGCCGGAGUUGUGA
Messenger RNA from Aspergillus caelatus, 4842 nucleotides. Its product is annotated as RHS repeat protein. NCBI's taxonomy places the organism in Eukaryota, Fungi, Ascomycota, Eurotiomycetes, Eurotiales, Aspergillaceae. The coding region runs from base 1 to 4842 and encodes 1613 amino acids. The transcript has 2 exons. The record is from RefSeq and is a predicted model, not a curated record.